Caenorhabditis bovis is the source of this 894-nucleotide messenger RNA. The record is from the annotation of a GenBank genome assembly. Lineage: Eukaryota; Metazoa; Nematoda; Chromadorea; Rhabditida; Rhabditidae.
AUGGCCAAUAAUGCGAGACUGAAGGAAGCUCUUGAAUGCGAGAGAAAAGCUGAGGAAUGCAUGAAAACAUCAAUGCUCAAAUUGAAAUUGAAACCAGAUUUGGAUGGGGCAGCAGCAGCAAUGGAAAGAGCUGCAGUUUGCUAUAGAAACGCUCAAGAACCUAAAAAAGCAGCCGGAUCGCUUCUAAAAGGUGCUGAAUAUUAUGAGCAAAAUAGAAGUUUCUUUCACGCUGCAAAAGCUCGAGAAAGUGCUGCAAUGCUACUUCGAGAUAUUAAAGAGUUUGAUGAAGCUGUCAAGUUAUUCGAAAGAGCCAUUGAUGGAUACGCAGAGAGCGGAAGCUUGGAUACAGCGGCGAUGACUGUUGAGAAAGCAGCUGAUGUCCUUAAAAAUGACGAUCCUGAAAAAGCUCUGAAGAUUUACGAGAAAGGAUUGUCUCUGGUACAACAAUCAGACAGAGCUAAAAUGGCUAGCAAGUUUUUGAAACAAAUCACGCGUUUGAGAUUACAAGAAGGGAAAUACAAAGAUGCGCUAACAUCUAUUAAAGAUGAAGUCGAGAAAUUUGUGGAAAUUAAGGAAACACCUCGAAUUGGUCAGUUAGGAAUUGCAUUGGUGUUAGUGAAUUUGGCGAUGGGAGAUUCCGUAGCAGCAACGAAAGAUUAUGGAUGGAUUGUUGCGCAAUGCAGCGAUUUCCGUGAGACCGAAGAUGGUCGCGUUUGCGAAUCUUUAAUUGCGCAUUAUGAAAAUGGAGAUGAUGAGCAAUUUCAAACUGUGCUCAAAUGCGGAGUCUUGAGAAGUAUGGAUAAUGAGUAUUUGCGAUUAAUGAAGACUCUUAAAGCUCCUGCUGGAGUGGGAAAUACAGAAGACGGAGAAGAAGACGAAGAUGAUCUUCGCUAA